AAUGUUCUAAUUAAGAAAUGGAAUUUGCUGUAGAAACUCUAGCCCCUACCGGAGCUGCUGAAGGGCAAUGGUGAUCAACCUACAGAUCCGACCACAGUGAACCCUAACCAACCCGGCGUGGGCCGUGCGCGCCGUGUGGCCAUGGCCGGUGCCGUAUCGGCGCUCUUCCUACUCGACAUCAAAGGCCGCGUUCUCGUCUGGCGUGACUACCGCGGAGACGUCUCCGCUGUCCAGGCCGAGCGGUUCUUUACCAAGCUUAUUGAAAAGGAGGUGGAUCCGGAUUCGCACGAUCCGGUGGUGUACGAUAAUGGAGUGACCUACAUGUUCAUCCAGCACAAUAAUGUUUUCUUGAUGACUGCCGCGAGGCAGAAUUGUAAUGCUGCGAGCAUACUUCUCUUUCUACAUCGAGUUAUUGAUGUUUUCAAGCACUAUUUUGAAGAACUAGAGGAGGAAUCGCUGAGAGAUAAUUUUGUUGUAGUGUAUGAAUUACUUGAUGAAAUGAUGGACUUUGGAUACCCUCAGUAUACAGAAGCUAAAAUUCUUAGUGAGUUUAUAAAGACAGAUGCUUACAGGAUGGAAGUCACACAGAGACCACCAAUGGCUGUAACCAAUGCAGUGUCUUGGCGUAGCGAAGGGAUAAAGUACAAGAAAAAUGAAGUCUUCCUGGAUGUUGUAGAGAGUGUGAAUAUUCUUGUCAACAGCAAUGGACAAAUCAUUCGUUCAGAUGUUGUUGGAGCGUUGAAAAUGAGGACAUAUUUAAGUGGAAUGCCGGAAUGUAAGCUUGGUUUGAAUGACAGAGUUCUUUUGGAGGCUCAAGGUCGAUCAUCAAAGGGAAAGGCCAUAGAUCUGGAUGAUAUCAAGUUCCACCAGUGUGUGCGUUUGGCUCGUUUUGAGAAUGACAGAACCAUAUCCUUCAUACCACCUGAUGGCUCUUUUGAUCUGAUGACCUAUAGACUAAGCACACAGGUGAAGCCUUUAAUUUGGGUAGAAGCUCAAGUUGAAAGACAUUCAAGAAGCCGUAUUGAACUGAUGGUGAAGGCAAGAAGCCAAUUUAAGGAAAGAAGCACUGCAACAAAUGUUGAGAUUGAGAUACCUGUUCCAUCGGAUGCCACUAACCCAAAUGUAAGGACUUCCAUGGGUUCGGCUUCAUAUGCACCAGAAAAGGAUGCACUGGUUUGGAAAAUAAAAUCUUUUCCUGGUGGGAAGGAAUAUAUGGUGAGGGCAGAGUUCAGUCUACCCAGUAUAACUGCAGAAGAAUCAACACCAGAGAAGAAGGCUCCAAUACGUGUUAAAUUUGAGAUCCCAUACUUCACUGUAUCUGGAAUUCAGGUGAGAUACCUGAAAAUCAUUGAGAAAAGUGGCUACCAGGCCCUUCCAUGGGUUAGAUACAUUACAAUGGCUGGUGAAUAUGAAUUAAGGCUCAUGUAAGUAGUUCACUUUCAGCCCCUCCGUAAAGUACGAAUUGUUGCCAGAAAUGGAUCUGUUACUAUAAACUUUGGCCCUACUGUUCAUCUGUGAUGUUAUACCUUAUUAACUUGUAAGGGCACUGCAGAUAACUGUGAUCAUUAGCUAUUUUUUUUGGUUAAUGUGUCAAAUUUCUCUACUCAUGUAGCCAAGGAGAUGGGGUGGGUUUGUUUUGCUUGAUGAAUAAUUCUCAGUGAAUGUAAUUUUUGUAUGCUAUUUGAAACCCUGAGCUUAAGAGCUUCGGUUGGCUUGUUGUUAGCGGUUUUGUUCUCCUUUGAGUCCAACUAUCAAAAAGCAUGUGGACUGUGAAGUGUUUUGAUCUUCAAUCGUGUGUAUGUAAACAUAAUUUUGCUGAUUAAGUGUGGGACUUUUUCAU
Molecule: messenger RNA, 1840 nt
Organism: Phalaenopsis equestris
Lineage: Eukaryota; Viridiplantae; Streptophyta; Magnoliopsida; Asparagales; Orchidaceae
Product: AP-1 complex subunit mu-2-like
Biological process (GO): intracellular protein transport; vesicle-mediated transport
Cellular component (GO): cytoplasmic vesicle; clathrin adaptor complex
Source: RefSeq, a predicted model, not a curated record